AAACAAGAAGAAGAGUCAGAGCUGACAAUAUUUCGUUACAUUUCAGUGUCAAUAUCAUAUUACUUUAAAGAAGAUUUAUGUAUGUUGUGUAUAUUGUAUUUCUUUUUUCUUUUUUUAUGUGUAUAAUAUUUUUAAAGAAGAAAGAAAAUUAGAUAAUAAAUUAAUGUAUGUAAGUAUGCUUUGUAAUAGGUGUAAUUGAUGUAAGUAUGUGUGUUGAGGAUUGGAUUCUGCAGAAGGACAACGAUCCUAAACACCGCAGCAAGUUCUGUACCGAGUGGAAGAAGCAAUCUGGCAUCGUUACAUUGGAUGGCCGUCGCAGUCGUCCGAUGCAAAUCCUAUCAAAAAUGUUUGGGCAUAUAUUAAGCAGAAGCUUCGUGGAAAACGCACGCACACUUUGAAGGAAUUAUUUUGCGAGAUUUGUUGGAUCUGGAGAUCAUUGCCGUUAGAAUACGCCGUCAAUUUAGUCGAAAGCAUGCCUCGGAGAUGCCAGGCAAUUAUCGACGCUGAUGAUGAUUGGACGCAUUAUUAACAUAAUUGCAUCCUUCUUCUUAUCGAGUAUAAUGCAUAUAUGUAUAUAAAAAUUUUAUUUAAUAAGUUUUUUUAUAAAUUUAUCCGGCCACGCUCUUAUUUAACAGACUGUAUAUUCGUCAUUGUCAGUGUCAUUGUCAGAAGGAAAUGUUUGUAUGGAGGAAGAUUUAUCUCCUGGUCCAUCUUCGUUUGCUUCAGAGGCAGAUACCCUGCACAUCCCAUCGUCCGACACUUCGACACGAAAUGUCGAUGAGUCAACUGAUACGUAUGAAUUUAGUUACUAGUGCCUAAUAAUAAUUUAGCGAGAAAUGAUAAAUGAUAAUGGAUUCGACAUCAAAUUGAUGGGUCAUUUCUCUAUGGGUCAUUGUUUUUAAUUAAAUGAUCUCUUGGAUAUCUCAUAGAGAGUGACAAGUCUUUAUUCAUAUGAUCUUCGAAGAAAGUAUAUUUGCUCUUGAAAAGAUAUAAGGAAUGGAUGAAUGAGUUCUCAUCAGGUACAAAACGUCAUUCAAAAAUCUGGAAUAGCAUUGCAAGCGACAUGAACAAAAUUGAUUCAAGAAUUACAGUGUCAGGCACACAAAGUCAGUCAAAAAUGAACAGCAUGAAAAAAAUGUAUCGAAAAAUCAUAGACCACAAUAGCAUAUCAGGAAAUAAUCAAAAGUCAUGGCAAUAUUUUGAGAAAAUGUAUGAAUUAUUCGGAAAAUCAGGAUGGGCCAAUCCGAAAGCAAUAGCAACAGAGGCUGGACUUUCAUCCUCGGCAAGUUUAACAGAUGAGAAUAUAAAUAUUAUAAGAAAUGUCUGCCACUAAGAAAUCAAAAUCUGAAAAAGUUCUAGAAGAAUUUGUGAAGCAAAUGAAACAAGAUAGACAGGAGAGAGAGAAGAGAAAAGAGGAAAGAAAGCUAGUUGAACUGCAAGAACUAAAAGAGCAAAAAGAAAAACAACAUAAAGAAAAAAUGGAUGUAUUGAAAAAAUUUGCGAAGCUAUUUCAGGGAAAAAAUUAUUUGACUAACUACUCUUAUAUGAAAAAUGUUACGUCCUUUGAUUUUAUUAUACUUUUAUUUUUAUUAUUACACUCACUUUUAUUAUAAUUUCUUACAAAUUUAUGUACCUGUUCCAAUUUACGACUGUACUGAUUUAUGUGAUACUAUUGUGAAAUUAGCUCUACGUUUCGUAAAUGUAAUUAUCAAUAUCGUUUAGUAAGUUUAGAUUAAAAGUCUAAUUCACAUACUGGUAUAUUUUUAUGUUUAAAUAUAAAAGCAUUACACUAGGACAGACGCAUAGAAAUAAAAAGCCUUAGGGCUAAAAUAAUUUAAUUCAUAUACUUACAUAUUUAUAGUUUAUAAGGAAUUUAUAAGGGUUAAUAAAAAGAUAUAUUACACUUAAAAAAAAGCAUAUUAAUUGUAUCUCAUAAUUAAGCUAUUCAUUAUUCUUUGUCGUUUUCUAUUGCCAUUAUUCACUCUAUCUGAUAUCAAUCUAUCAUACUGAAUAUUUUGGCUUGGCAUCACAUUGAUAUCAAUUAAAUCCUUAUUUAAAAUGCAAAUAUUAUGCAAGACAGUAGUUGCUAUUAAAUAUUCCGGUAUUUUCUCUAAUGUAAUCAUAGGCAAGCAGUCUAAAACACUCCUCCAGCGCGUUUUCCAGAUACCAAAGGCUCUUUCAAUCACAAUUCGGGCUGGAGAUUGACAAAAGUUGAGAUUCUUUUGCCUAUGACUCAAAUAACCAUUAUCCUUAAACGUAAUCAUAAUAUUUGGAUAGAUACCAUAUGCAGCGUCACCAACAAGGUAAUUUGGAAAGUAAAUUUCUGGUUGCUCUAAAAGUACCGAGCCACUGGGGAGAUUCUAAACACUCGAGCGUCAUGCACUGAUUCAGAGUUACCAAUGAAAACGCUUGUGAAUAAUAAAUUUUGUAUACACACAGCCUGAGAAGAAAAUAAAAUUCACAUUUUACAACACUACGUCCAUUAGAGGCCUAAUAAACUUCCUUAGCUCCAUUGGAGGUUUACCUCCAUUGCAGAAGUUAGAUAGACGUCCAUUAGGGAUCCAGUAAACUUCCAUGGCUCUAUUGGAGGUUUACCUCCAUGGCGGAAGUUAAUAGACA
This is a messenger RNA of Monomorium pharaonis (pharaoh ant), 2619 nucleotides long. RefSeq lists its product as uncharacterized. The record is from RefSeq and is a predicted model, not a curated record. Lineage: Eukaryota; Metazoa; Arthropoda; Insecta; Hymenoptera; Formicidae. Bases 1001 to 1333 code for a protein of 110 amino acids. The transcript has 2 exons.